GCUGUCUUUCUUCCCUUUGAAUCCUCACUCGUUCACAUUGUAUUCAACGCUCUUUCCUCCGCUUGGACUCCCCCUGCUCUCCACCAUUAAAAUCCUCACCCUCGCAAUAAAUAUUGCAUCCAUUGCUCCGUUGCCUUUCUCUACUUCUUCCUCCUCCUCUUCUUCUUCCUCAGUUCAGUUACAAUGGAAGUCAGCUCCAGGAGGAGAGCAGAGCUCAGUAGGGAGAGGAGCACUAGCCCUGAGAGGACCAGGGUGUGGGCCGAGCCCAAACCGAGGCCCGUGGACCGAAAAGUUUCGGUUGUCUACUACCUUUCAAGAAAUGGGCAUCUUGAGCAUCCUCAUUUCAUGGAGGUCUCUGUUGGCUUAGGUGAAGGGCUCUAUCUUAGAGAUGUGAUCAAGCGUUUGAACUCUUUGAGAGGGAAGGGGAUGGCUAAUUUGUACUCUUGGUCUUCAAAGAGGAGCUAUAAGAAUGGAUUUGUGUGGCAUGAUCUCAUUGAAGACGAUUUCAUAUACCCAGCUCAUGGCAAUGAGUACAUCCUCAAAGGAUCAGAGCUUCUCAAGUUAGAUUCCUCUCAAGAUGACACCCAAGAAGUUCGUUCUUCUAAAUCCAUUCAAGAUGAUUCGAAUAUCCCAAUUCGAAGCAAAAACCGAACUCACUGGGGCUCAUUUGAUCUCUGUGAGUACAAGGUGAACAAGAACAAGAUUACACUAGAGACAUCAAUUAAAAAUACUGAUGCAUGGACACAAACAGAGGAUAAGGGAGUGAAAGCUCAAUCCAGUGUUAUAAAAGAAGAAGAAGUGGAGGAAGAAGAAGAGGAGGAGAAUGCGGUCACAGAGCUCAAUAGGAAUGAAAUCUCUCCACCGUCUUCGUCUUCAAGCUCAGAAACAUUGGAGGGAUUAAUCAAAGCCGAUGGUACGGUUGCUCCAAUUGGGGCGAAUGGGAAGGAUAAAGAUGUGGGUAAUUGUUCAAGGAGAAAGAUAAAGACUCCUAUGGCUUUGAUGCAACUUAUAUCAUGCGGUUCGAUUUCGGUUAAGGACAAAGGGUUCUCAUUGGUAUCGCAUUUUAAAGGAAGGAUGCCGAGAGUAAUGUCAGGUGAAGUGAAAGAGAGUGAGGGGUCAAAGAGGAGCAAUUCUUUUUCGCCGGAGCUGGAGGAAAAGGAAUAUUUCAGUGGGAGCUUGAUUGAGUUGAAGAAGAAGGCAAGCGGUGCUAAUGGAGAGUUUUCGAGCUUGAGAAGGUCUUCUUCAUGCAAUGCUGAGAGAGGCCUGAAAAUGGAACUGGCAGAAAAGGAGAUCGAUGGCGUUAGGGCCAGAUGCAUACCAAGAAGACCCAAGGCUACUGCAGGCAAGAGAGAAGCCGACGUCGCCAUAGGCAACAGCGUAAAUGAGAGCAAGAUCAUAGAUGAAUCUCCAGAGAACAACUAAGAUCUCCGCGAUCUCUUGAUAAACACGGCAAUUGACAUUGUGAAAUGAUAGUUAGAAAGAGUCUCUGAUGUUAACGUUAAACUGUGAAAGCUGUUUGCGGUGAGAAUUUGAGCAGCGAUGUUUUGUGCAGAGCAAGUAAUUCCUGUAUUGGAACUUGCUCAUGUCCCGUGUAUUUUGUUCAUGGCUGGUGUAGUUUGUUAACGUUUUACUCUUUUCAGAUAUUUUUCUUUUUCAAAUUAGAUGCUUAUUUGAAAU
Molecule: messenger RNA, 1677 nt
Organism: Asparagus officinalis (garden asparagus)
Lineage: Eukaryota; Viridiplantae; Streptophyta; Magnoliopsida; Asparagales; Asparagaceae
Product: protein UPSTREAM OF FLC-like
Exons: 4
Coding region: 184-1422 (412 amino acids)
Source: RefSeq, a predicted model, not a curated record